Molecule: messenger RNA, 3087 nt
Organism: Osmia bicornis bicornis
Lineage: Eukaryota; Metazoa; Arthropoda; Insecta; Hymenoptera; Megachilidae
Gene: Tmem63
Product: calcium permeable stress-gated cation channel 1
Exons: 12
Coding region: 164-2455 (763 amino acids)
Cellular component (GO): plasma membrane
Molecular function (GO): calcium-activated cation channel activity
Source: RefSeq, a predicted model, not a curated record
CCUGUUAUCUUAAUCAUUUAUGAUAAGGUUAGGUUGCGUUGACUCUAACGGCAUUCACGUACUACAUACUUGGAUCCAUACAAUGUGUCAAAUUGACACGGAUUUGUUGACAUGUGCCUUUGUACUUAUCUAACCAUACAUUAAUAUAAACAUCUUAACGAAUAUGGGCUACGUAUACUUUCGUUCAAAUCUACGUGAAACUCCAACCCCAGAAAAGUGUAUUCCAAUACCAAGGCAUAAUACAACAUUACUAACUGAUAUUUAUGCGGGUAUUCCUGAAAAUUUGAUGCUAAAUUUUUUUGGAUUUUUGUUCCUUGUUAUUUUAUUUGGUUUAUUACGCAAGAAGGCAUGGAAUUAUGGACGGCUUGCAUUGUUGAACAAAACAGAUGAAAGAUGGAUGGAAUUAUUCUAUGGAGCCAAUGAAAAUAGAGAUACAGACGCGAUAUGUGUUGAAACUUCUGUUAAUUCACAACUUUCACAAGUGGACAGAGGCUUUUUAUCAUGGAUCGUUACUGCAUUUAAAGUAACCGAUGAGGAAUUAUUAAAACGAGCUGGACCGGAUGGUUUGCUGUACAUAUCUUUUCAACGUCAUUUAAUUAUGUUAACAUGCUUAAUGGUUAUUUUAUCACUGUGCAUAGCGUUGCCAAUUAAUUUUCAUGGAAAUAUGCAAGGUGAUAAGGCAACAUUUGGUCAUACUACAUUGUCAAACUUAGAUCCAAUGUCUCCUUGGAUUUGGAUGCAUACAAUAUUAAUCUUAUCGUACUUGCCGGUCGGUAGUUAUGUUAUGAGGCAUUUCUUAAAAAAGGUACACGAUUCAAAACACUGCGGUGAAUUAGCAGCUAGAACAUUAUUAAUUACAGAAAUACCAAAGCAUCAGUGUAAUGUAGAGGCUCUUACCGAAUACUUUGAAGAAGCAUUUCCUACUUUAACAGUGGAAGAUGUUACAUUAGCUUAUGAUAUUAGACAGCUUUCAGCACUGGAUAUAGAAAGAGAUUGCGCUGAACAAGCGCGUUUAUAUUGCGAGAACUAUGCAAAAAAAAGAGAACCAUUAAAGAUGUAUCCAUAUCCCUGUGGUCAAGUAAUCGGUUGUUGUUGUAAAAAUCAAAUCGAUGCUCAAGAAUUUUAUAUGAACGAAGAAAUGCGAUUAUCAGCAUUAGUCGAAGAAGAAAAGAAAGCAGCGUUAAAUAGACCUCUCGGAGUAGCUUUUGUAACUUUAGGUACACCCGGUGCAGCUGUAGCUAUGCGUAAACAGUUGUGUUUAUUGCCUAGUAUAAAGUGGGUCGUAGAUUAUGCACCGACACCAUCUGAUAUCUUUUGGGAAAAUUUAAGUAUACCAAGACCAUGUUGGUAUUUCAAUGCUGUUUUGAUUAACUUUGCACUGGGCAUUGUAUUAUUUUUUCUUACUACACCAGCUGUGAUAGUGUCGGCUUUGAAUAAAAUACCGAUCACUGGAGAAAUUAUGAAUCUUAGUCCGAUAGUUUCAGCCUUCCUUCCAACUGUAUUACUAGUUAGCGUGGCUGCUUUAAUGCCUGUAUUAGUAGCAAGAAGCGAAUCGUUAGUUAGACAUUGGACUAGAAGUAGUCUAAAUCGAGCAGUAAUGACAAAAACAUUACUUCUUUUAUUACUGAUGGUUCUCAUAUUACCAAGCUUGGGUCUAACUAGUGCUCAAGCAUUUUUAGAGUGGACCGUAAAUGCGGCAAAUGACACUGGAAGAUGGGAUUGUGUCUUCUUACCCGAUCAGGGUGCUUUAUUUGUAAACUACGUAAUUACGGCAGCCUUAUUUGGAAGUGGAUUGGAAUUAGUCAGAUUUCCUGAACUAGCGUUAUAUACCUUCAGAUUAUGCAUAGCUCGAAGUAGAGCGGAAAGAAUACAUGUCAGAAAGGCAGUAUUAUGGGAAUUUCCUUUGGGUGCUCAUUAUGCUUGGUUACUCUUAGUUUUUACUAUGACAACCGUUUACAGUUUAGCUUGUCCGUUGAUCACACCUUUUGGACUGUUGUAUCUUGUAGUAAAACAUCUUGUGGACAGGCACAAUUUAUGCUUCGCCUACGGACCAAGUAUCGGCGGUGGCCAGUUAGCAGGUGCAGCAGCAAGUGCUACUGGAGCCGCUCCAAUUUUGGCACAAGCUGCACUAUUAGCUUUAGGUUUAGUAAGAAGAGGAUUGUCACCUUUAGCUGCGGUACAACUUAGCGGUCUUGCUGCAAGUAUUUUAGGUCUUGUCACUGGUGCUACUUUACCCGCAUCAAAGUCUAAGAGCCAAGCCCUGAAAAGAGACUUGUCGGCUGGUCAAAAUUUUGUUGCACCUGUAUUAAGAAAGAAGCAAAUCUCAUUGGAAGAAACCAUAUCCACAGCCUCAAAUUCGGAUCGUAAUUUAGUAAUUUUAAGAAGUCCUAGUACUUCUUCGAUACAGGAAAGUCCAAAACUUUAUCAAAACUACGGUAAAGAAUCACAGGCAUAAUAACUUUUCGAAUCGUGUACAAGACGUAAUGUAUUACCAUAUAUGUAUUUCUAUAUAAAUAUGGUAAACGAUACUCUGAAUGCUGACUAAUGAAAUAUAUCAUAAAUUGUCAUAUCGUACAUGCAAGUACGAUGAUAACAACUCUUUAUAAAUAAAAAUCAAUUUAUUUGUAACGAGUUAAAAUGUAAGAUAAAGGCUAGUAUAAUGAAAGUAUUUAAAAAUUGCAACUUGCGACUUACAAAUACGAAAAAAUGUUGAGAUUAUAUUGCCUUGUGUAACAAAGUAGCUUCUCAUUAUUAGUGGAAAAAGUAAAACGUAAAUUGUUAUAUUUGAAUAAUAACAUAAUAAUAAUAAUAAUAAUAAUAAUAAUAAUAAUAAUAAUAAUAAUAAUCACUUGUGCGUUUUAACUUAUCUUUUUUUAUCUAUUAUACUUACAGUUAUUGAAUUCUAAAUGUUUAAUUAAAAAAUCUAAAGUUGUAUUCAAUCUUUCUCGCGGAUUUUCGCUAAUGAAUAAUUCAUCGUUUUCUUCAUUAUACAUCUAUAAUGUUUACAUAUAUGCAAGCUUCAAGGAAACAAUUUUUCUACUGUACUUAUACCGAUUUCUUUCAAACAAAUUAAUGUAUAAAAUUCAA